ACCCACUUUGGCUUAACUGGACAAGAUUCUGAUUACAUGGCCUCACGCAUUGAACAUGAAAUGGGCAUGUUCUGUUUGUAAUUUUAUGUAAUGUAACCAACACUGUCCUUUCUUCUGUUCCUGUAGAGUCGCUGUUACUGCAAGAAUAGCGUGAAUUUUAACUUGUGUGCGCUUUAACAGGAAGGUUGUUAACUAAAGUGCCUUGAAGUGUGUGUCAGUGUCUCCUUCUACUUUUCUUUUCUUUUCUUUUUUUUUCUUCUGGGUUGUCUCAAAAGAACCUUGGUUUCCGAGGGUGUUUGUUGUGACUGUUCGUUGCUGCAAAGUUGAAAUAUUUGGGCUGAUUCAUCGUUUCACUCUUUCAGAUGGGUUGUGGUGGCUGAUUUUCGUUGGCAACUUGAGAACUUGAGAUGAAUAGCCAAAAGGGUCGUUAUGAAGAAGAGAUGGGUACCUCAGAGGGGACCGGUAGAGUGGUCGUGGUUGCAGUUAAGGCUUCCAGAGAUAUUUCAAAGACUGCUUUGGUGUGGGCUUUGACUCAUGUUGUUCAACCAGGGGAUUGCAUUAAGCUAUUGGUUGUUAUUCCGGCUCACUCAGCAAGCAAGAGGGUAUGGGGACUUUCAAGAUUUACUACUGAUUGUACCACUAGUCACUGGAGAUCCAGUUUAGGAACUGUUUCAGAUCAGAAAGAAGUUAUUUCAAAUUCCUGUUCUCAAUUAGUGCUUCAACUUCAUGAUUUUUAUGAUCCAGAGAAGAUAAAGAUUAGAGUGAAGAUUCUUUCUGGGUCUUUAUGCGGAGCAGUGGCUGCUGAAGCCAAGAGAGUCCAAUCAAGCUGGGUUAUAUUGGACAAAAAAUUGAAACAUGAAAAGAAAUACUGCAUGGAGCAGCUGCAUUGCAAUAUUGUAAUUAUGAAGCGGUCUCGCCCAAAGAUUCUGCGUUUGAAUUUGAAUAGUUCGCCAAAGAUGGAUCUCAAAAGGGGUUGUUCAUUGACACUGGAGCCAAAUGCGUAUACAAGAAACUUAAAAAACAAAUGUGAAUAUCCAGAUAGAAUUAGAGGUCCAGCUGUUACUCCUGCUAGUAGUCCCGAGCAAGGGUCACCACUAUUGACUGCAACAGAUAUUGGAACAUCAUCAAUAUCAAGCUCAGAUCCUGGGACUUCACCAUUUUUCCACCCCAACAAUUAUGAAAGACAAAGGAGAAGUUUUCCCUUUGUUCAUGAGGGACUGACAAACCUGGAGGAUAUUGAAUCUGAUUCAGAGAGUGAAAAGUUAAGUAUAUCAUCCAAAAGUUCAUAUUUUCAGCCAUGGAUUGCAAAUGUAAUAUGCAUAGAUGGUGAUUUCUCAAAACAUGAGGACAAUAUGCAAAGAUCCAGUGACAAGACUUUGGUUUCUACCUAUGAUACAUUGCUUCAGAAAUUCUCAAAGUUAGAUCAAGAUCCUAUCUUAGGAAUGCUUAAUUGUAAAAUUGAUGUGAACUUAAGCAAGAGUGUUAGAGAAGCAAUUUCACUAGCUAAAAGUUCACCACCUGGACCUCCCCCGUUGUGCUCUGUUUGUCAGCACAAAGCACCUGUAUUUGGGAAUCCACCGAGGUGGUUUACAUUUGCCGAAUUGCAACUUGCUACUGGUGGUUUUUCGCAAGCAAACUUCUUGGCUGAAGGUGGUUUUGGUUCUGUACACCGUGGUGUUCUACCUGAUGGACAGGUCAUAGCUGUUAAGCAGUAUAAAUUAGCCAGUACUCAAGGAGAUAAAGAAUUUUGCUCAGAAGUAGAGGUCUUAAGCUGCGCACAACAUCGUAAUGUUGUGAUGCUAAUUGGUUUCUGUGUGGAGGAUGGAAGAAGAUUGCUAGUUUAUGAAUAUAUCUGCCACGGAUCAUUGGAUUCUCAUCUGUAUGGACGAAAGCAGAAUGUACUGGAAUGGUCUGCACGGCAAAAAAUCGCAGUUGGAGCAGCUCGUGGUUUGAGAUAUCUUCAUGAAGAAUGUAGAGUGGGCUGUAUUGUGCACCGUGACAUGCGACCUAACAAUAUCCUCCUUACUCAUGAUUUUGAAGCUUUAGUGGGAGAUUUUGGACUUGCUAGGUGGCAACCAGAUGGAGAUAUGGGUGUGGAAACCAGGGUGAUAGGAACAUUUGGGUAUUUGGCGCCAGAAUAUGCUCAAAGUGGUCAAAUUACUGAAAAAGCUGAUGUGUACUCAUUUGGAAUAGUAUUGCUGGAGCUUGUUACAGGAAGAAAAGCAGUGGAUAUAAACCGGCCCAAGGGCCAACAAUGCCUAAGUGAAUGGGCGCGCCCAUUGCUUGAAAAACAUGCCAUUCAUAAGCUAGUAGAUCCGAGCUUAAGGAACUGCUAUGUUGAUCAAGAGGUUUAUCGCAUGCUGCAAUGCUCCUCUUUGUGCAUCGGACGGGAUCCUCAUUUAAGGCCUCGAAUGUCUCAGGUGCUCAGGAUGCUGGAAGGUGACAUUCUCAUGUGAUUGCUGAUCACGUAGAUUGCCACGUAGCGACAACGAAGAAGGAUAAUUCGAAGCAUGUAGAUUGCCAUGUCAUCAUUAUGUCUUGUGAGGACUUUCAGAUGAAAAGUUGGAGGUUCUUGGGCGGGUUCGCUUACCCUUUAUCUGUGGACAGUGCAGAAGUUUAAGGCUUCAUGCAGAUUCUUCUGAAUUUUCUUUUGUAAACGGCUUCAAAAUUUUUACUCGUAGAUUUUUAUAUCAGUGUUGUAAAUAUUAUCUUUGAUUUGGUGGAGGGAAGAGAAGCAUAGUUUAACCAAAUUCGAACUCCUGUUAAUUAAUUAGUUCAUUGUACAUGAAAGAAAUUUUGUGAAACACUUGAAUUCUGUUGUGGAUGUGGAGCAAAUAAUUGCUGGCCAUGCAAUUGAGUACUAUUUUGAAGUAGGAAUCAUUGCUUCUUUCAAUCACUCAAUGGAGAAUAUCGCCUGAACUAAAAGCAUUGGAGCAUAACGUGGUGCGACAUGAAACAUGAUAAUCAAUCCUCAGGUUAAGAAAUUCUUAUGGAUCCUGGUUUUUGGCAUUAGCAAAACAUCAUGUGACACUCCAGGUCAAGGCUAGUUGCAAGGUUCGGUAAUUCACAAAGAUUCUAGUAAUUGAGGAACGGUACCCAAUGACAGCGUAAGGUUAGGUACAAUUCUAGUCUCCAAGCCACGCAUUGUCAAGUUGUAUUUCCCAAAACAUUAAUUUACCUUCGAAUAUAGUUCGAAUUU
This is a messenger RNA of Abrus precatorius (Indian licorice), 3199 nucleotides long. Its product is annotated as inactive protein kinase SELMODRAFT_444075-like. The coding region runs from base 408 to 2456 and encodes 682 amino acids. Gene Ontology annotation, molecular function: protein kinase activity; ATP binding. The record is from RefSeq and is a predicted model, not a curated record. The transcript has 9 exons. Gene Ontology annotation, biological process: protein phosphorylation. Lineage: Eukaryota; Viridiplantae; Streptophyta; Magnoliopsida; Fabales; Fabaceae.